AUUUAUGUCUGGUGCAUUAUUGUUGUGUUAAAAUUGAACGAAUAAACAUCGCAAUGAUUUGGUUGUUAUUGGUGCUUUUAUUGCUGUCGCUAGUCUACCUGUUCCAAAUAUACAAUCAAAGUUAUUGGAAACGCAGAAAUGUUUCAGGACCGAAACCUCGUCUUUUUGUCGGUAACCUCGGGGAGCUUCUGAUAUUGAAGAAAUCACUUUUGGAUAUCUACUACGAGAUUUAUAAUGAUUUCAAAAAUCUACCCUUUGUGGGCAUCUACAGGAUGGGAACUCCUUGUUUACUCAUACGAGAUCCGGAAUUAUAUAAAUGCAUAGCUGUGAAAAAUUUCAAAAACUUCUACAACAACGAUGUAGAAAUUGAUAAAAAGGUCGACCCUAUUUUUGGUAAAAACGCUUUCGCUCUUCGAGGCGCAGAAUGGAAGGCAACCAGAUCAACACUAACACCAUGCUUCACUAGUCAAAAAAUGAGAGUGAUAUUUCCAUUACUGGACACAAUUGGAAAACGUCUCGUUAAAUACAUCAACGAUCAAAUCGACGCAGGAGAAUCCUGUUUGGAAACCAAAGAACUUUCUACAAAAACAACUUUGGAAAAUGUAGCCAGUUGCGCGUUUGGCUUGGAGGGUCAAUGCUUCGAUAAUCCAAAUGCAGAAUUUCGUCAGAUCGCACAGGACUUUCUGUCUCCUGGAGGAUUACAAUCCAUAAAGUUCAUGCUUAUUAUGAUGUUCCCAGCCUUAUCCCGAUUGGUUUCUUUCAAGUUCGUAACUAAAGACGUCGAAGAACGUUUAACGAAAAUUGUAACAGACACGGUAGAAUACCGCGAAAAGAAUAAGAUAGAACGUCAAGACUUUCUGCAUGCCAUGAACCAGCUGCGUAAGACUCAUCCUGAAUUCACAAUGGCCGAUUUGGUAGCUCAAGCAUCCGGUUUCUUUGCCGAUGGCUACGAAACCAGCUCCAUCGUUAUGAGUUUCUUGCUUUACGAGUUAGCCUGCCAUCCGGAUAUACAGGAAAAGUUGAGGAGCGAGAUUCAAUCAAAAGUAAAGGAAAAUGGUGGUAAAGUGACAUACGAAAUGAUUCAAGAAAUGGAAUACUUGGAUGCUUGUUUCAAUGAAAACAUGAGAAAAACACCUAUAGCUGCGAUAUUAUUUAAGGCCUGCACAGCACCGUUUUCGCACACAUAUUCUGGUGAAUACGGCGAACAUUCGGUGUCGGUCGAGACUGGGACUCCUGUUAUAAUAUCACUGAAAGGUAUGUUCCUAGAUCCAAAAUACUUCCCUCAGCCAGAGAAGUAUAUGCCAGAGCGAUUCCUCAAGGAUAGUCAGGAUCCAGGUGUAGUUCGGGGUAUCUUCAAACCUUUUGGUGAUGGGCCCAGAAGUUGUUUAGGUCAGAAAUUUGGAAUUCUCCAGAUUAAGGUGGAUGUUAUUCAUAUCCUGUUAAACUUCAAACUUAGUUUUAACUCAAAAACGAAAUUACCUCUGAAGAUGGACCCCUUUUACGUAAUGCCAGCUCCUAUAGGGGGACUUUGGGUUAAUUUUGAAAAGAUUUAAUGAAUGUUUUUCAAAUUAAUAAAAAAUCAUUAUAUAUUGUAUUUACAAGAUAUAUAUUGUUAAGUGUUUCCACAGUAUGUGUUCAGUGUGUGUAAAAAUGUAAAAACACGGCAAAUUUUAUUUCUAAUAACAAUUAUAUAUUUAUAUAUUAUAUAUAUUAUAUUUCUU
Aethina tumida (small hive beetle) is the source of this 1721-nucleotide messenger RNA. Its product is annotated as probable cytochrome P450 6a20. The record is from RefSeq and is marked validated. Lineage: Eukaryota; Metazoa; Arthropoda; Insecta; Coleoptera; Nitidulidae. Gene Ontology annotation, molecular function: oxidoreductase activity, acting on paired donors, with incorporation or reduction of molecular oxygen; heme binding; iron ion binding.